UUAGCCAGUUGUUAUUCCCAGACAGCUCAAGCCAAACAAUAAUAUCUCCAAACAAACCACAAAUUUUUGAUCAAAUUUCAAAUGCACUUGUCUUUUUAGGUCUGUAUAUAUACCAACAAAAAUCACAAGAAUUUUCUCUCAUCAUCAUCAAACCAAACUUGAGCUCUCAAAACCAAGAACUCACACCAUACAUCAAGAAUGGCACCCAACAUGGCCAGUGCUUUUGGCAUUCUUGGUAACGUGGUGUCGUUCUUGGUUUACUUGGCUCCAGUACCAACAUUUCAUAGGAUUUGCAAGAAGAAAUCGACAGAAGGAUUCCAAGCAAUCCCUUAUGCAGUGGCAUUGUUUAGUGCGAUGCUGUAUUUAUACUACGCCUUUCUCAAGAAAAACGCAGUCAUGCUCGUCACCAUUAACAGCUUCGGAUGCGCCAUCGAGCUUCUAUAUCUAGCAAUAUACAUGAUCUAUGCAACCAAGGAAUCUAGAGUUUUCACCACAAAGUUGAUCCUCUUACUCAAUGUAACUUCACUAGGAUUUAUUACAACAUGCACGUAUUAUUUCGCAUGUGGGCAUCUACGAGUGAACAUCGUCGGAUGGAUCUGCGCCGUCUUCUCCGUCACCGUCUUUCUUGCUCCUCUUAGCAUCAUGAGACAAGUUGUACGGACCAAAAGCGUAGAGUUUAUGCCCUUCACACUCUCCUUCUUCCUCACAUUGUGCGCUGUCGUUUGGUUCUUCUAUGGCUUUCUUAUCAAAGAUUACUACAUAGCUACGCCCAACAUUAUUGGGUUUAUAUUCGGCGUGGCGCAAAUGAUAUUAUACUUGGUGUACAAGAACAAGAAUGUGUGCCGGAAACAGCAGAUUCAACCUGCUGAGGGAGAUUCUGCUACCAAAAUAAGUGCCCAACUCAAAACCCUAAAUAACCCUCAAGAAUAUUCAGAUAUUCCUGCGUCUAACAAUCGGGAAAUCCAGGUGGUCGUUGUCAAUUACGAUGAAGCCUAGCUAGUUGUAAUUCUUGAUUUCUUACUUCUUAGCUAGUUUUGGAAAAGGCAUCGCCAAUUACUAAGUUAUUUACUUUGUUAUUUUACAUGAUCGAAUAUUGUUUGUAUGGAUAGUGUGUAUAUGAUAUGAAAAUUCCGUAAUUUUGUUGGUUUAA
Messenger RNA from Salvia miltiorrhiza (redroot sage), 1150 nucleotides. RefSeq names its product bidirectional sugar transporter NEC1-like. The record is from RefSeq and is a predicted model, not a curated record. Gene Ontology annotation, cellular component: membrane. Lineage: Eukaryota; Viridiplantae; Streptophyta; Magnoliopsida; Lamiales; Lamiaceae. The transcript has 6 exons. Gene Ontology annotation, biological process: carbohydrate transport. Gene Ontology annotation, molecular function: sugar transmembrane transporter activity. The coding region runs from base 199 to 996 and encodes 265 amino acids.